This is a messenger RNA of Fibroporia radiculosa, 1728 nucleotides long. RefSeq lists its product as uncharacterized. Bases 1 to 1728 code for a protein of 575 amino acids. The record is from RefSeq and is a predicted model, not a curated record. NCBI's taxonomy places the organism in Eukaryota, Fungi, Basidiomycota, Agaricomycetes, Polyporales, Fibroporiaceae. The transcript has 9 exons. Gene Ontology annotation, biological process: sulfur amino acid metabolic process. Gene Ontology annotation, cellular component: cytoplasm. Gene Ontology annotation, molecular function: ATP binding; sulfate adenylyltransferase (ATP) activity; adenylylsulfate kinase activity.
AUGGCAAACACGCCUCAUGGUGGCAUUUUGAAGGAUCUCAUCGUUCGGGAUGAGCAUCUCCAUGAGAAUCUCAAAACUGAGGCUGCAACAUUGUGCGAUGUCACCUUGACCGAGCGUCAACUAUGCGAUCUUGAACUAAUUAUUAACGGCGGUUUUAGUCCGCUGGAGGGGUUCAUGAACGAAAAUGACUACAACAACGUUGUGGAAUCAUUACGACUUGCAGACGGAACUCUUUUCCCCAUGCCUAUUACCCUCGAUGUAUCCCGCGAGGAUAUUCAAGAAUUCUCUAUUGCUCCUGGCACUCGUAUUGCACUUCGAGAUCCUCGAGAUGACCAAGCUCUCGCAAUCCUCACAGUCGAAGAUGUUUACCGGCCAGAUCAAGUGAAAGAGGCGAUCAAUGUAUUUGGUGCAGACGAUCCCGCCCACCCUUCCGUCGCAUACCUUCGCAGCCAGGCGAAGGAAUACUAUGUCGGUGGUAAGGUCCAAGCAAUACAGCUUCCAACUCACUUCGACUAUGUUGCCCUCCGGUAUACUCCAUCAGAGUUGCGGGCACAUUUCAAGAAACUGGCCUGGAGAAAAGUCGUUGCAUUCCAAACGCGAAACCCAAUGCACCGCGCACAUCGUGAACUGACAGUGCGCGCCGCUCGCCAGCGCCAGGCAAACGUACUCAUCCACCCUGUUGUUGGGCUGACCAAACCUGGUGAUGUUGACCACUACACUCGUGUGCGCGUCUACGAAGCUAUUAUGGCCAAAUACCCCAACGGUAUGGGUCACUUAGCUCUGCUCCCCCUGGCGAUGCGUAUGGCUGGGCCACGUGAGGCAGUUUGGCACGCUAUCAUUCGCAAAAACUAUGGCGCGACGCAUUUCAUCGUUGGACGUGACCACGCCGGUCCUGGAAAGAACUCCCAGGGGCGCGACUUCUAUGGGCCCUACGAUGCACAGGAUCUCGUCACCAAGUACCAUGAGGAGCUCCAGAUUGAGAUGGUCCCAUUCCAACAAAUGACAUAUAUGCCGUCGACGGACGAGUACGUGCCGAUUGAUGAAGUGCCGAAGGGUGCACAGACGCUUGACAUCUCCGGCACUGAGCUUCGAAAACGGUUGAGGAAUGGUGCCCCUAUUCCCGAUUGGUUCAGCUAUGAGGGUGUUGUGAAGACUCUUCGGGAGAGCUAUCCUCCACGCUUGAAGCAGGGCUUCGUGAUUUUCUUGACUGGCUUGCAUAACUCUGGAAAGGAUACUAUCGCGAAAGCUCUUCAGGUCGUAUUGAAUGAGCAAGGGGGACGGAGUGUUUCUGUACUCUCUGGCGACAACAUUCGACCUGACCUUGAUACGCCAUUCAGCUACGCACCCGAAGAGCGCUCUAAGAACCUCCAGCGCGUCGCCUUUGUUGCCGCCGAAUUGUCACGCGCAGGCGCUGCGGUCAUCGCUACCCCCAUAGCGCCAAAACAGGUCUCACGAGAUGUAAUCAAAGGGACUGUCAUUCAUUCCGCUGGUGCGGGUGCGAAUUUCUUUACUAUCCAUGUUGCGACGCCCCUGGAGCACUGCGAAGCGACUGACCGCAAAGGCAUCUAUGCCCGAGCACGCCGCGGAGAGCUCAGUGGAGUAGCUGGUGUAGAUGAAAUCUUUGAGACUCCGGAGCGGGCAGACCUCACCGUGGACGUCAUCACCCAGAGUAUACCUGAGAUCGUCCAUAGUAUCGUCUUGCUGUUGGAGACGAAUUCCCUUCUGUGA